AUGGGUUCCUCCAAGAUCUUCUCGCUCGAAGGCAAAGGCCUUAAGCUCGACACAGCCGCAGACAUCGAGCCACAUAUCAAAGAGCUCGUCGACAACCAAGACGUCGAAGAAGUGCGCUUCCAGGGCAACACGCUCGGCGUAGAAGCUUCGGAAGCUCUGGCCAAAGUCCUAGACACGAAGAAGAAGCUCCAGACCGCCAACCUCGCCGACAUCUUCACCUCCCGCCUCCUCUCCGAGAUCCCACCUGCCCUCGAUGCCCUGCUAAAGGCCCUCCUCGCUCUCCCCUCUCUGCACACCAUCAACCUCUCCGACAACGCCUUCGGCCUCAACACUCAGGCGCCCCUCGUCUCCUUCCUUGCCGCCCACGUGCCCUUGCGGCAUCUCAUCCUCAACAACAAUGGGCUAGGUCCCGCAGCCGGCACUUUAAUCGCUAACGCGCUGAGUGAGCUCGCGGAGAAGAAAGCCGCGGCGCGGAAAGAAGGCGGCGGUGACGACAGCAACGAUGUUCCGGAUCUGGAGACCGUGAUCUGUGGAAGGAACAGGCUUGAGAACGGCAGCAUGGCCGCCUGGGCGAAGGCGUUUGCGGCGCACACGGGCGUCAGGGAGGUCAAGAUGGUGCAGAAUGGCAUCCGGCAGGAGGGCAUCACGUUACUGCUUAAAAAGGGCCUGCGGCAUGCGGCUGGACUGAGAACGCUUGAUCUGCAGGAUAACACCUUCACGGCGAUGGGCGCACGGGCGUUGUCUGACGUGGUGGGGGGCUGGACAGAGCUGGUGGAGCUGGGGGUUGGAGAUUCAUUGCUGAGUGCCAGGGGAGGUGUGAUGCUUGCGACGGCGCUGGCGGAAGGAAAGAAUGGGAAGCUAGAAGUGUUGAGGUUGCAGUUCAAUGAUAUUGAUGCGAAGGGCGUCAAGGGAGUGGCGGAUGCGUUGGAGAAGAUGCCGAAGCUUAGGAGGGUGGAACUCAAUGGGAACAAGUUCAGUGAAGAGGAUGUGGCUGUUGAUCGCCUGAGAGAAGCCUUGUCUGAGAGAAAGGAGAAAGUCGCGAAGGAGGUGGACGAUACAGAUGACGACUACUGGGGUCUCGACGAGCUGGAUGAGCUGGAAGAGGAGGAUGAGGAAGAGGAGGAAGAUGUGGCUGAUGAGGAGGAGAGAGAAGAAGAGGAAGAUGUCGACGCCGACAAGAAGGCAGAAAAGGAGCUCGAGAGGGUAGAGCAGGCAGAGGACGAGAAAGUGGCGCAGAAGGACGACAAAGAAGUGGAUCAGCUAGCGGAUUUGCUGGGCAAGACGGAGCUCAAAUAG
Molecule: messenger RNA, 1296 nt
Organism: Coniosporium apollinis CBS 100218
Lineage: Eukaryota; Fungi; Ascomycota; Dothideomycetes
Exons: 2
Coding region: 1-1296 (431 amino acids)
Biological process (GO): nucleocytoplasmic transport; activation of GTPase activity
Cellular component (GO): cytosol; nucleus; perinuclear region of cytoplasm
Molecular function (GO): small GTPase binding; GTPase activator activity
Source: RefSeq, a predicted model, not a curated record